UUUUCCUUCGCUCGCCUGCCACUGGGACUGAUGCAUAUACAUCCGCAGACGACUCCCUGGUUAUUCACACGGGAGGGAUUUUUAAGACAUUUUCGAAAGCGCAGAGAAGGUGGCGGCGAGGAGAAAAUUUGUUAUCUUAGGUCAAUGACGCAGGAAUGCUGGUUAGUGAAGCAGGACAACUGCCACCAACGAAUCAGACUGCCACAUUUAGAAACAGUGGUGAUAGGACGGGGUCCAGAGACCAAGAUUACUGAUAAGAAAUGUUCACGACAACAAGUACAGUUGAAAGCAGAAUGCAAUAAGGGUUAUGUCAAAGUAAAGCAGAUGGGAGUCAAUCCAACCAGUGUUGACUCAGUAAUUGUUGGGAAAGACCAGGAGGCAACGCUAAAGCCAGGACAGAUUCUCUACAUUGUGAAUGAACUUUACCCUUACACUGUACAAUUUGUAGAAGAAACUGAGAGACCUGCCCUAGGAAGAGAAAGGAAGAGGAAGAGGCCUUGUGACAGUCACCAGGAUGAAAAGAAUGAAGACAAUAAAGUAGAAAAGGUGGUGGAAAUGGAACUUUUGGACUAUUCAGAGGGCACGUCAGUUCAUGAGUCAAGCAAUGCCACAUCUGCUGCAGCUCUCAAAAAAGGUGACAACGCUUCCAGCAAAAAGGCAUCCUUUGGACAUUGGAGUCAAGGUUUGAAGAUUUCUAUGCAUGACCCCAAAAUGCAGGUUUACAAAGAUGAUCAGGUAGUUGUGAUUAAUGACAAAUAUCCUAAAGCUCGAUACCACUGGCUUGUGUUACCGUGGGUCUCCCUUUCCACUUUGAAGAAUCUAAACCAACAACAUGAAGAGCUUCUUAAACAUAUGCAUGCUAUAGGAGAAAAGAUGAUUAAAGAAUGUGUAGACUCCAAGCACUCACGGUUUCGGCUGGGUUACCACGCUAUUCCUAGCAUGAGCCACGUGCAUCUUCAUGUUAUCAGUCAGGAUUUUGAUUCUCCUUGCCUUAAGAAUAAAAAACACUGGAAUUCUUUCAAUACAGACUACUUCCUUGAGUCACAAGAUGUAAUAAAAAUGAUCCAGAAAAAUCGAAAAGUGACUGUUCCAGAAGGAACAUCUGACCUUCUAAAGCUACCACUGCGCUGUCAUAUAUGCAAGGAACAGCAAUCCACCAUCCCCCAGUUGAAAGAUCAUCUCAGGAAACAUGGAUCAAAGUGAUUUUGUUGAACUCGUCAGUUUUAAGAAGAGAUUCUGAAGUCUGGGUGUCAGGAUUGUACUCCUAAUGCCUAUUCUGGAUUUUUUUAGAAGCAGAAGAACUGGUACUUGUUUAAUUAAAAUGAAUCAUUUGAAAAAA
Messenger RNA from Dromiciops gliroides (monito del monte), 1339 nucleotides. RefSeq names its product aprataxin (gene APTX). The record is from RefSeq and is a predicted model, not a curated record. The transcript has 8 exons. Gene Ontology annotation, molecular function: single-stranded DNA binding; DNA 5'-adenosine monophosphate hydrolase activity; mismatched DNA binding. The coding region runs from base 31 to 1203 and encodes 390 amino acids. Gene Ontology annotation, biological process: double-strand break repair; single strand break repair. Gene Ontology annotation, cellular component: nucleus. NCBI's taxonomy places the organism in Eukaryota, Metazoa, Chordata, Mammalia, Microbiotheria, Microbiotheriidae.